UCACGUGUCACGAGUUUGACGUAACAGCAAUGGAGGUACUGGUGUAUGUGGUAGUCGCGGUAGCUUUAGUUCUGUUGAUUUUACUUGCGAUUAAAGUACGAGGAAAGCAGGAGGCGGUUGGUCGGGUUCAGGAAGAUGCGGUCGGUCGAGUGGCAGGGCCCCACCCAGUGGUGGAUGAGCGAGGUGCAGGCAUGCCCCGACGCAGAAACCUUAACAGCAGGAUGACUGCCCAAAGACAGAGGCAGCCUCAGCGGGACGCAUCUGAUAGCGAGGACAGCAGUGUGGAGGAGGGUGUGGGCCCACAGUUUCAACCAGGAAAGAUAGGAUCCAAGAAGAAGAGAAAACUAGAGGACAAACAAGCCAAGAAAGCCCAGAGGGAGGCAGAGCAGGAGGAGAGGGAGGAGAGGCGGCGGCUGCAGGAGCUGAGAGACCAGGAGAAGCGGAAGGAGGAGGAAAAGGAGCGGCUGCUGGAGCAGCGGCAGGAGGAAGAGCUGCGCCGGGCGAAGGAGGAGAAGGAGCGGAAGGAGGAAGAGGAGUACUUACGACUGAAGGAUUCGUUUGUGAUUGAGGAGCAGGGAAUUGCUGAGCAACUCGAUGAGCAGGAGUCUCGAAAUUUGCUGCAGGAGUUCAUCCAGUACAUCAAGGACUCCAAGGUGGUUCUGCUGGAGGACCUGGCCUCACACUUUGAGAUGCGCACCCAGGAUGCCAUCUCUAGACUGCAGGACCUCAUUGCCGACGGCUCCCUCACAGGAGUGAUAGACGACAGGGGCAAGUUUAUUUUCAUCACGCCAGAGGAGCUGAGUUCUGUGGCCCAAUUCAUCAAACAGAGAGGCAGAGUGUCCAUUACUGAACUGGCCCAGGCUAGCAACUCCCUCAUCAACUUGACCCCAGUGAUCCACAACACAGCCUGAGGGGGGGCUGCCCCAUAUGUGGGCAUGCGUGCAUGCACAGCUUAAAAGAAUUGUAUAAUAAAGUUAAGCCUUUAA
This is a messenger RNA of Brienomyrus brachyistius, 986 nucleotides long. Its product is annotated as DDRGK domain-containing protein 1-like. Bases 30 to 911 code for a protein of 293 amino acids. Lineage: Eukaryota; Metazoa; Chordata; Actinopteri; Osteoglossiformes; Mormyridae. The record is from RefSeq and is a predicted model, not a curated record. The transcript is spliced from 9 exons.